Syngnathus acus (greater pipefish) is the source of this 3946-nucleotide messenger RNA. RefSeq names its product thyroid hormone receptor associated protein 3b (gene thrap3b). Gene Ontology annotation, biological process: positive regulation of transcription by RNA polymerase II; mRNA processing. The transcript has 12 exons. Gene Ontology annotation, molecular function: DNA binding; mRNA binding; transcription coregulator activity. Gene Ontology annotation, cellular component: mediator complex; exon-exon junction complex. The record is from RefSeq and is a predicted model, not a curated record. Bases 393 to 3050 code for a protein of 885 amino acids. Lineage: Eukaryota; Metazoa; Chordata; Actinopteri; Syngnathiformes; Syngnathidae.
UUGCAACGUCACAGUAAUCUCGCGACAUUUUGAUCGAUAGCCGUCCACGAGCUUAUCAGUCGACGUUCGGAGAUCGUUGGAAUCCUCGCCGUACAUGAACUGCUAGCGGAUAGGAAAAACAUGCUUUUAUUUCAUUUAUAUAUCUAACUUGAAUUUGCCUGACAGUCCGAUCUUCUAUUUAGGACGGGAAGGAGCCGCUUCAUUUGCGUGCGUCGUCACGUAGCUGCUACUAGCCUCGCGCUAGUUAGCUUCUUUGCUAACCAUCCAUUUCGGAAAAAUACAGGAAGCAGAGCACGCACGAAGCGCGGCCUAAAAGGUUGCUCUCUACUCACAGACGCCUUCGAUUAUUCUCAAAAUCUGCACAGGAUAUUUAAUCUGAAAUAAGGGCUCAGAUGGCACCAUACUCUCCUUCUCGCUCCAACUCCAGAUCCAAGUCCAGGUCCAGAUCUGUAUCUAGAUCUCAGUCUAGAAGCCGCUCUCGCUCAAGAUCCAGAAAGCGUCGUUACAGCUCUAGGUCCCGGUCCCGCUCUCGUUCCCGCACACCUAUGUCCUACCGAAAUUAUCCCUCCCGGGAUUAUCAGAACAACCGGGGCUACAACCGCGGCUACAACCGCGGCUAUCGGAGGCCCUUCCACUUCCGCGGCCGCAAUCGGGGCUAUUACCCUCGCGGUCACUACCAGAACAGGGGAGGCGGCUAUGGCUACAAGUCUAACUGGCAGGGCGGCGGAGGCGGCGGCGGCGGCUGGCACGACCGCAAACGUGACCAGGACAACCGCUCGCACAGCCCCAGGAGAGGGCGCUCACGCUCCCACACGCCAAACAAGCGCUCGGCCAGCCGCUCGCACUCCCGCCACUCGGACCGCUCGUCGUCCGAGCAGUCUCAUCGCUCGAGGGCUUCCAGCACCUCCAGGUCACGCUCGUCCACCCCGUGCCCCCGCAACAAGGGCAAACCCAGCUCCAAGAUUACGAAGGAGAAGCAAGGAGAGAGUCAAGCGGAGAAGCCAUCCGGAGAAGGCACCGUGAUCGAGAAAGCCUCCGGAGGUAAAUGGAUCGACUACGAGGCGGGCCGAGGCGGCUCCGAGGCGGCUCAGAAGGAAGACGCCGCGUCCGCCGACAGCCCCCCCAAAUCGGGGCAGACGGCCUCCUUCGGCGGCUUCGGCUUCUUCUCCAAGGAGGAUGCCAAGUCUGGAGAAAAGAUGGUGAUCUCUGCUGCCUUCAAAAAGUUCUUGGCUGAAAACAAAAACAAAAAGCAGGCCGCUGAGAAGGACGAUGGAAACGAGAGCGAGAAGAGCAGCACCGAGAGAGAUCAAGAGAAGGGCAUCAAGUCCGGAGACGUCUUCAGCAUCUCCAUUCCGUACGUCGACGCCAAGGAUGACAAGACCUUGCCGUUCUUCGACGAAGAGGAGGAGGAGUUCCUCAAGUCGCACGGCUUGAAAGACCGAGACGCAGACGAGGACGGUGCGGGCAAGUCCAACCCCACGCCGCGAGACAUCUUUGGGAAGUGGGGCGACGAGCCCACCUAUUCCACCUCCUACCCGUUGCUGAAGGAGAAAAGCCGCAGAGAUGAGGAUGCGGAGACCUUGGAUAAAAUGGUGGAGGAGAUGUAUCAGAGCCGCAAGCACAGCAAGAAAGAGGAGAAGGCCAAGAAGAAGGAGAAGAAAGAGAAGGAGAAAGAGAAGAACAAACGUAGUCCCUCCCCCGCUGUGCCUUCCAAAGUCAAGGACAGACCGCUCUUCCCCGGGGCUUUCCCUCGUGAGGAGUCUCCCGCACGCCUGGCGUCAUCCAGGGAGGACUUUGAACAGAGAGUGGCGUCUUUGGAAGAAAUGCCAAGCUCCUCUAUGGCUAAGAAUCGCCUCACGGCCAGAGAUCUGGUGAAUCCCUCGAAGAAAGAUUCGGAGUUCCGCUCCAUCUUCCAGAAUAUUCAGUCCACCCAGCUUCGCAGCAGCCCCGCUGAGCUCUUCGCUCAGCACAUAGUGUCCAUUGUGCAUUACAUCAAAGCUCAACACUUCCCUUCCUCAGAAAUGACUUUAAGCGAGCGCUUCGCCAUGUACCAAAGAAAAGCUGCAGAGGCAGAAAUGAAGCCAAGGAAGAGCCCCGAAAUCCACAGGAGAAUUGAUGUUUCCCCCAGUGCCUUUAAGAGGCACUCUCACCUGUUUGAGGAAAUGGACGACCCCAGUUUCAAGGCUUCGACGGCUGCGUCUUUGCUCACGCCCGUGUGCCUUUCGCUGCAGGAUUCAAGCAAAAAGUUGAAAGGGGACACCAUGGACCUUCGUCUGGACAUUGAAAGGCGUAAGAGGUUUGCCGGGAAGGAGUACAAGCGCGAGGCAGGCCGGAGCCCAGAAGGCUCCCGGGAGAGGUCCUCUGAGAAAUCGGGGAAGCACCACAAGAAAUCCAAGAAAUCAAAGAAGAAGCGUGACCGCUCGCCAUCCUCGUCCUCUUCCUCGUCCUCCCCGUCCCCUUUCCCGUCCGCGCCGCCACCGUUCCGACCCAAGGAAUACAUGGCAGGAGAAGGGCCGGAGCAUUUUGAGGAGGGCUUCUCUCACACCCGCUACCCGCCGCGGGACUACGGGGGGGACCGCGGGCACCCGCGGGAUUUUGAGGGCCAGCACAUGGAAGGCCAGAGAGGCAGAGGCCGCGGAUUCUUUCCCAGAAUGAGAGGACGAGGAUGGAACAGGGGCAAUUAUCCAGGCAACAACAACAACAGCAAUGGCAACCCUGCCAACAUGAAUCCUCAAGGGCGCCCCCCAGAGGAGGAAUGGGAUCCCGAGUACACACCCAAGAGCAGGAAGUAUUACUUGAGGCCAACGCGCGCACAGCAGGAUCAGCUGCAUGAUGACCGCGAUGGCGAGAAAACCUGGGUGGACAACCGCGGGCGCGGCCGGGGGUCCUUCAUGCCCCGCCGGGGUCGCUUCGUGUACCGCAAGGGAGGCAGCAGCCCCAAGUGGGCCCACGAUAUGUUCCAGAAUGCGGAGCAGCCCGAGAUGGGAGAAGACAACAUCGAGGCGGAGCAUAAAGAUGCCAAGAGUGCUGACGAAGGCCUGAAAUCCUAAACAGCCAGUCGGUGUGUCCACAUGUUGGUGCGCUUGUUUUUUUUCUCCCCCCUCCCCACCUGUAUCUCUCCUCAUUUCAUUGUCUUUAUAGAUCGAGUGAAGAAGUUGGUUUAAAGUUUUUAUGUCAUGUGUUCGAUGACCGAACGGUUUAUUGUUGAAUACUAAGGCGGCGGCGUUAAAUAAACGUGGGAAAAAAUUACAAAAAUAUUUGUGCCUUAGAUGACUAAAAAAAAAGAAAAAUACAAUUCUACGUAAGUGUUUUUGCGGUUUGAAACGGAGGGAGAAUUGAACCCCAUUAUAUCUUUUUUUUCUUUUUUUUUUUUCUCUUUCUCUAGGGGGCCCCGCUGACAUCUUGAUGUUAAAACUGCAUGAACAUAUUAAUGCUUCUCUCCAUGGGACCAAUCAAUAGUUGCAAUUUGGAUUUAAAAAAAAAAAAAUUUUAGCACCCACUUCAUUUGUGAAUAUAUUAGUGUUUCCAUUUAAAAGUCCACCUGAAAAUCAAACUGUUUUGCUAUAGACAUAAAAAUAUGGAUACUUGCUCUCUAGGUUUAUAUGUCAUUUUAGCAAAGUAGCUACCUUUUUAUUUGAUGUAGUUUUAAUUGACAGGCAGAAGUUGCGUAAUUAUGUACACAGUUAUAAAUGUUCAAUUGUUGUAAUACUUGGGGGUAAACAAGUUGAACUAUUUUGGGGGGGUGAAGGUAAUUUCAGUUUAAACUCGUCAUUAAAGCGGACGUUAAAAAAAAAGAAAAGUAGGCAAGAUGUUUUCAAUCUCUUGACUGUACGCAACAACUGUGGAUCUGCGGUUCUUUUUGUUUAAUAUGAAGCUGGCAACUUUUAUAUUGUUGAAGAGCUGUCAUGUUUGUCGUUUAAUUUUCAAUAAAUGUCCUUAUCUUUAA